This is a messenger RNA of Hibiscus syriacus, 1565 nucleotides long. RefSeq names its product aarF domain-containing protein kinase 1-like. The record is from RefSeq and is a predicted model, not a curated record. NCBI's taxonomy places the organism in Eukaryota, Viridiplantae, Streptophyta, Magnoliopsida, Malvales, Malvaceae. Gene Ontology annotation, molecular function: ATP binding; protein kinase activity. Gene Ontology annotation, biological process: protein phosphorylation. The coding region runs from base 198 to 1409 and encodes 403 amino acids. The transcript is spliced from 11 exons.
GCUUUCUCCACGUUCUACCUUCAACUCCUCUCUUUGAUCUCUUUGUAAAAAGGGUUUUCUCCGUUUCCAUCGUUUUCACCGUCAAUAAAUAAGAACCCAAACUUGGAGCUUAAAUAUUCUUCCUUGUGCUAAUCAAAAGCAGAGUCCUUGAUUCUUCAUUAACAUAAAUUCCAAUAAAUACCCAAACUGAAGGGGGGAUGAAUGCUUUAGCUUCUGGUUUCGAUUUCAAAGGUAUUCAAGAGAAGGUUUCUCAUAGUUUGAGACCUUGGCAUCGCUCAUUUCAGUUCUGGGUUCGAGCAGCUGAUAUUUAUACUGGCUACAAGGUGUUUCAGCUUCGAGUGAGUUUUGUGAAGGAUGCGGAAAAGCAAGAAGCAAUGUGGGAAAAACAACAUGAGCUUGCUGCUGAUAAAAUCUACGCUAUGUGUUCUGAUCUUGGUGGGUUCUUCCUUAAGAUUGCUCAAAUUGUUGGGAAACCAGACCUAGCCCCGGCGGCAUGGGUGAAAAGGCUUGUUACUUUGUGUGAUCAAGCCCCAGCAACACCGUUUGAUGCCGUUCGGCUUGUUUUAGAGGAGGAUUUUGGUCGAAGUAUCAGCGAAAUUUUUGAAAACUUUGAAGUAAAUCCUCUUGGUUCAGCAUCGAUCGCACAGGUUCAUCGAGCAAGACUGCGAGGUGAUAAGAAUGAUGUUGUUGUAAAGGUUCAACAUCCAGGAGUCCAAGAUCUGAUGAUGACAGAUAUACGUAACUUGCAAGCAUUUGCACUGUACAUGCAAAAGACCGAUGUAAAGUUUGAUCUAUAUUCCGUUACCAAGGAAAUGGAAAAACAGAUCGGAUAUGAGUUUGACUUUCCAAGAGAAGCCAAUGCUAUGGAGAGAAUUCGCCGUUUCUUAUACGAGAAUAACAAAAAGACUCCAGUCUUGGUUCCGAGAGUGCGUCAAGGCUUGGUUACAAGGAGGGUCUUAGUGAUGGACUAUAUCGACGGAAUCCCAAUCUUGAAUCUUGGUGAUGAAAUGGCUAGAAGAGGAGUAAAUCCCGGUAGUAAGAUGGCUAUGGUGGCAAAGCAGAAUAUACUGAAGAGUUUGACACUAGCAUAUGGACAGAUGAUACUAAAGACCGGUUUCUUCCAUGCAGAUCCCCAUCCCGGAAAUAUACUGAUCUGUAAAGGUUCCGAGGUUGCCUUGCUGGACUACGGGCAAGUGAAGGAUUUACCAGACCAGUUGAGGCUUGGAUAUGCUAAUUUGGUUCUUGCCAUGGCUGAUAACGAUCCCGUAAAAGCAAUCGAAAGCUAUAGGGAACUUGGCAUUGUUACUGUAAGCAAUUGUAAGAAUGAACAACAGGAACUGCUUCGCUUGGCGCAGACGAUGUUUGAUACAAAACUACCUAGGAGUCGUAAUGCUGCAACCAUUCUCUGAUGAUGCUUCGAUAAAAAAAAUCGGUGUACAAUCUUUUCCGGAAGAACUGUUUUCGAUUCUUCGUACGGUACAUCUUCUGAGAGGACUUAGUGUUGGUCUCGGAAUCAACUACUCGUGUGCGGAACAGUGGAGGCCUAUUGCGGAAGAGGCUCUGUA